AUGUUUAACAGUAGUGACGAAACCAGUGCAGUGUUUUUUCAGAGUGGUGAUAAUGUCAACUUUGUCGAGGUGGAUCCUAGACGCGAAGAAAUUGAAACGCAGCUCGCAAUCCCAUCGAACUCACUGGGUUCCGACGGCAUUUUGGAAUUGGACGAAACAAACCCCGAGCUGCUCAGCAAACAGUUCUUAAUAAAAGGAAGACAACUGCUGAAACUUUUCCGUUUUUGUCCAUCUUGUGGUACUAGAAUAUCGGACACGGUACGGUGCUUAAGUCUGACGGCUAACGGGAAAACCCCUAUUGUGCACUACAUCUGCACAGCAUGCUAUCCGUUCGAGAAACGCUUCGAAGGACAGGAAAAGGUAGACUCAAGUGCAAGCGAAACGCAGACUGCCCAGGUUGCAGUAGCAGAGGAUACCCAACAUUUGAUCUCACAACAAGUUUCUGGAGAUGUAGUCGAACAAGAUGUCAAAUGUGCUCCUCCAGUCGUUGCUUUGAAGCAGCCUAGGCCUGAAGAAUUGAGUAGUAUCCCUCCAAGUAAA
Ostertagia ostertagi is the source of this 540-nucleotide messenger RNA. The record is from the annotation of a GenBank genome assembly. Lineage: Eukaryota; Metazoa; Nematoda; Chromadorea; Rhabditida; Trichostrongylidae.